AAUGUAAAAAUUUAUUUGUUCAUGUCCUGGUAAAGUAUUAUUAGCAGGAGGAUAUGCUAUUUUGAAUCCCAAUAAUCAUGGAGUCUCUAUUGCAAUCAAUGCUAGAUUUAGGACAGAAAAAAUUAAAUUAUAAGAAAAAAACUAAAUAGUCUUUAGGAGUGAAUAAUUUUCUCAAGAAAUCAAAUAUUCUCUUCAUUAGAUAAGCUAGAGCGAAAAUAUAUAUUUUGAUGCUAUCUUCUAAAUUUUAUUUGAGAACUAGCUGAUUACUGAUUCUUGGUUGAUUGAAACAAAGCCAGAUUCAGCUUUUUAUUCAUUAAAUUAAAAAAAUAAAAUCACAAAAUUAGGUUUAGGAAGUUCUGCUGGAUUAAUUGUUUCUUGUUUAGGUUAAUUUAUCAAUGAUAAUGAAAAGUUGUACUAGUUUGCUUCUUAAGCUAACAUGAUAGCUCAACAAAACAAAGGUUCUGGUUUUGAUAUUUCAACUGCGAUAUAUGGAAGCUAAUUAUUUAGCAAAAAAGAAGUGAAAACAUUAGAUGGCCUUGAUAAAAAUUAUCAAAUUUUAUUAAUUGAUUUAAAAUAAGGAUAAAGUACUAUUAAAGGUAUAAAUACUAUAUAAAAAUGCUUAUCUGAAAACGAAAAAUAUAAUAAACAUUUUUUAGAAACAAGUGAGAAAUGUGUUAUGGAAUUGUUUUAUCUUCUCCAACAACAACAAUAGGUUAGAGAAAAGUUCUUAAAAUUGAAUUAAGAAUAUCGCUCUUUACUAAGAGAAUUAAGUUAAUUAGCUAAUUAUGAUAUUGAGCCAAAAAUUUCAACUGAAAUUAUUGAUUUUUCACUUUCUUAGCCUUCAGCAUUAUGGGGAAUAUGUCCUGGAGCAGGAGGGUAUGAUGCUAUAGCAAUAUUGUGUAAGAAAGUCACAAAAGAAGAAAUUGAUUAAAUAAAUAAAUUUGUAAAAAGUAAAGGUUAUGAAAAUGCUGUGCAUUUAUAUUAAAUUGAUCAUGGUAUUUAGAGGGAGAUUAGUAUUAUUUGA
Paramecium pentaurelia is the source of this 1024-nucleotide messenger RNA. The record is from the annotation of a GenBank genome assembly. NCBI's taxonomy places the organism in Eukaryota, Ciliophora, Oligohymenophorea, Peniculida, Parameciidae.